AUGCUCGCCCAAAGGGCAGGGCGCCAGGCCCUGCAACGAGCCGUAGCACCCUCCACCACCGCCUCCUCGUCCCCCUCGACCGUCACAUUACCGGGUUUCCUGGUCCCCGCAUUCCGGUCGCAAACGCCGGCGGCGGCCCGGCGCAACUUCUCGGCGACAACUUCCCGGCGGUCGAAAUUGGGGCGGACGCCGCUUUCGGUACCUCCAGGCGUGGAGGUGGCAAUUGGCGAUCUGUUCAUGAAAAAGGAUGUGACCUCGUACCUCAAGACGUAUAAGCGGACGAUCACGGUGAAGGGGCCAUUGGGUCAACUUGAGCUCGAAAUCCCAGACUACAUCAACGUUAACCAUGACACCGAGGGACGCAGGGUCGAGCUGAGCGUGAAGGACCGGGAGCAAAGAAACCAGAGGGAGAUGUGGGGAACCACCUGGUCAUACCUCAACAACCAUAUCAUGGGCGUAUCCGAAGGCCACACGGCCGUACUCCGACUAGUCGGUAUCGGUUACAGGGCCACGGUCGAGCCGCGCCCAAAGCUAGAGGAGUACCCCGGCCAGCAGUUUGUCUGCCUCAAGCUGGGGUUCUCGCACCCGGUCGAUAUGGGCCUGCCCAAGGGCAUGACGGCCAGCGCGCCGCAGCCGACCCGUGUGCUGCUCGAGGGCAUCGACAAGGAGCAGAUUAUGCAGUUCGCGGCGCAUAUCCGCCGCUGGCGUGUGCCGGAGCCGUAUAAGGGCAAGGGUAUCUUUGUCAAUGACGAGACGAUCAAGCUGAAGCAGAAGAAGAUCAAAUAA
Molecule: messenger RNA, 786 nt
Organism: Dichotomopilus funicola
Lineage: Eukaryota; Fungi; Ascomycota; Sordariomycetes; Sordariales; Chaetomiaceae
Exons: 3
Coding region: 1-786 (261 amino acids)
Biological process (GO): translation
Cellular component (GO): mitochondrial large ribosomal subunit; ribosome
Molecular function (GO): structural constituent of ribosome; rRNA binding
Source: RefSeq, a predicted model, not a curated record